UGAGUCCUCUGAAUAUGCUUAUUGGCGGUACUGUGGUGGUGCUGGUGUUCAUGGGGUUUGUGUGGGUAUCACACAACAAGGAUAUACUCCGCAGGCUGAAGAAGCAGUACCCAACCACAUUUGUAGUGGUCAUCAUGCUGUCUAGCUACUUCCUGAUCUCCUAUCUGGGAGAUGUCAUGGUGUUCAUGUUUGGGAUCACACUUCCUCUCCUCUUGAUGUUUGUCCAUGCUUCUCUGAGGCUCCGGAACAUAAAGAACAAGCUGGAGAACAAGAUGGAAGGAAUAGGAUUGAAGAAGACCCCGAUGGGCAUCAUACUGGAUGCUCUAGAACAGCAAGAGGAUAGCAUCAACAAACUGGCUGACUACAUAUCUAAAGUGAAGGAGUAAGCAGCUGCAACGUGGCAUUUUUACCAGUUGCAGAAGUGUAGUUGCUAUUUACUAUUGUUCAAGCUUGCUUUCAGUUUGUGUACAAAACAGCAAAUGCACGUGGUACAGAGUAAUAGUUGCAGGAUACAGGUAUUCCAACGUCUUCAGGGCUCCUCUAACUAAGAACAUAAGAGCAGCAACUUUUUUCUAUUGUAUAGCAAAAUAUUCUGGUGUUUACACAAAUACAUACUAAUUUAAACGUGUUUGCUUGUCUCUUCUUCUGGGGGGUAGAGGAGGAAGAGAUGGAAACCUACGGAAUGCAGUCUCUCAAACUGUCUUGUAGCAAAUUUGUCUAUUAGUAAGAGUAACACCCUUUUCAUCUCAGUUCUACAAGAUGCUGGGUAGCGUGUUCAGGCUGGCAAUGUUCCAAGGUGAGCUGGAAUGUAUCAAAAGUAGGUAUCUCUUGCAUCCUCCAAAUCUCUCAUUUGAGUGGUCUGUAUU
This is a messenger RNA of Charadrius vociferus (killdeer), 866 nucleotides long. It is a transcript of the gene ARL6IP5, whose product is annotated as ADP-ribosylation factor-like 6 interacting protein 5. NCBI's taxonomy places the organism in Eukaryota, Metazoa, Chordata, Aves, Charadriiformes, Charadriidae. The record is from RefSeq and is a predicted model, not a curated record. Gene Ontology annotation, cellular component: membrane. The coding region runs from base 15 to 386 and encodes 123 amino acids. Gene Ontology annotation, biological process: negative regulation of transport. The transcript has 2 exons.